AGUGUCACAACCAGUCAGCAGGUCACCUUCAGAUGUGGAAAGUUUAAUUGAUUCUGCACCUCCUAGCUUAGGUUCAACCAAAAAUAGCCUGGGGAAGGAUGUACAGUUUGGUAUAAGAAGGCUCAUGGAAGAUUUAGACUCUGGACGGUCAACAAUGAGAGACAACAUGGAUAUGGACAGUGACAAAUCUUUGCAAGAAGAACUUCUUAGGGUCACCACUGGACAAACUGGCCAUUCUGAAUCUGACAAUGAAGAAUCACAUAAGAUGGAUGAGUUGGAGUGUAAUGCACCACUAAUGUUUCCUACAGCAAAAAACCUAGUUGUUGGCAGAAAACUCAUUUCACCUGGAAACUCAAUAGAAGUUCCACUGACACCAGUGAUGUCUGGAGAAUUUGAACCUACUGGUGCACCAGACAGAACAUACAAGAUAGUAUUUGCAGGAGAUGCAGCUGUGGGGAAAAGCUGUUUCAUUUUCCGUUUCUGCAAGGGAGUCUUCAUUAAUAACCUUGGCUCCACAUUAGGAGUUGACUUUCAAGUGAAAACUAUCAGGGUUGAUGAAAGAAAUGUGGCACUUCAACUGUGGGAUACUGCAGGGCAAGAAAGGUUUCGUUCCAUGACAAAAACUUAUUUCAGACGAGCAGAUGGUGUGAUGUUGCUAUAUGAUGUUACAAGUGAGAGGUCAUUUCUGAAUGUAAGACAAUGGGUGCAAAGUAUAGAUGAGGCAACUGAGCAACGUGUUCCAAUCAUUCUUUGCGGAAACAAGGUGGAUUUGCGGGCUGAAGCAAAAUCUAAAGGUGUCACUUGCAUCGACAUGGUAGAAGGUGAAUUCUUAUCUCGGGAUUGUGGGGCUAUAUUCCUUGAAACAAGUUCAAAAACUGGCACUAACAUUCUAGAUGCUAUCAUCACAUUAUCAAGAGAAAUGCUAACUAGGGAGGAUGUAGAGGUGCAAACGUCAUCAAUGAGAAUUUCCCAAGAUAAUAAACCGACAAAUUCAUGUUGCAGCAGCAAGAUUUAAUGUAAAAAUAUGAAACUACAAAUAAAAUAACUGCACUAUGAGAGGAAAAAAAAAAGCAUUCAUAAUGAAUAGAACAUUUUAGGUUAUAUUGUCGAAUGUAUGUCACUACUGAGGUCAGAAGGAAAAUGUCUCUUACACUUCUGAUUUUGUUUUGUGUGCCUACCAUAUAUAAAAUUUAUGAAGGAUUCUUUAUUGACUUUAUAUAUGCACCAGUUAAUAGAAAUGAAAAUAUGAACUGCUGAUUGAUUGAUUGAUCAGUAACUGUCAGAUGACAGGUCCACAGUCUCUUCC
Cryptotermes secundus is the source of this 1306-nucleotide messenger RNA. RefSeq names its product ras and EF-hand domain-containing protein. Lineage: Eukaryota; Metazoa; Arthropoda; Insecta; Blattodea; Kalotermitidae. The record is from RefSeq and is a predicted model, not a curated record. Gene Ontology annotation, molecular function: GTP binding; GTPase activity.